AUGGGAAUUACCAUCCGCAAUUGCCUGAAAAGGCUAGGCAUGGCUGACGAAGACCAACUGCGGGACCGCGUCCUCUCACAGCCCGCAUUCCUCGCAGCCUGGGCCGAAUUCCGCGACGACUUCCUCUGGGGUCCGAUGGACGAUAGAUUCAGCGGAUGCAUCAACAUAAACUUGAUCGUCCCCGCCGUCCUGCGUGAACUCGCCAACCCCACGGGUUAUUUCGACGAAACCGCAGUAGACAAGACCCACUUCACGCGUUUCGACCACUACAUCCACCUGAUACUGCAGGUGCUUCCUGGUCUCGCUGCGUCGCCCCAGGACAUCUUCCAUGGACAGAUGGAAAGCGAUGCGGAUCGCGAAGCCUGUGUUGAGAAGCUAUGCUACAUGGUACACGUGCUGCGCGAUCAAUAUCGACCGAGGAGGACGGGUGUUCUAUCGCGCUGGCUUCAGAGGCAUACGCCGCCGUCAAAGCAUGGCGAGGUCGCGAAGAUGUUUGAUAAUGCGCGGUACAGCGAGAUAGCGUCACGGACCGCGGGCGCUUCUGUACCGGGAGAAGGAGUCACAAUGGCGGAUGCGAUAACAAUUGAAGAUGAAAACGAGCAACCAGAACCCCAUGGACAGGUUCCCGGCCCGGUCACUAGAGCUAUGAGGGAUCACAGUAUUGGACAAGGGCGCGCAAGUCCAUCUUCCAGCCCGACCACUUGGCAGACACAGCUUCUGUGGCCUGCUUCUCCUCUCCCGUCAUUCGGACCAACACAUCACCAGCACCAGGACCAUCGCCAGCAGUCCCGUCAACCAAGAACAAGCCAACAAACCGACAGCCACCCCACAGCUUCCAGCACCACCAAGUCUUCAUCAAACUCCAGCCUCGCCAAUACAACGCCCCCAGCUCCUUCCACCACCCCCACCACUCCUCCCACCAUCACAGGAACACCCAAGCGCUACCUAAAGCGCAGCCGCAGCCACAGCCCUUUAUUCUCGCCCGCCUCGUACGACACCAUCCCCCCCGCCAAGACCAUCAGGACCGACUCGCCCUCCACCACCACCACGAACGGCGGCGGAGAAGAGCCAUCGCUUCACGGAACCCAAAUAAAACAAGACCCCGACCAUGCAGCCACAGCCACAGACCGCAGCACACACCCACCGCAUCCCGCCGAUCCACAAGCAAGCGAAGCCGUGCAGAACGAAGCGACCACUACCAGGGCGGCCACCAGCGCCGGAUCAUCGGGAGGAGGCCGCCGGACGACAAGGACGACAAAGACUAAGACAAAGACGAGAACAAGGACGCGGAUGCCGCCCCGCAUCCUCAUCCUGCUGGAGCAGGUGCGUGUCGCGCGGAGGGCGUACGCAAAGGCGGAGGUGGAGGCGUGUAUCGACGUUGACGACGACGUCGCGGGUGACGACGACGACGGUUGGCAGGAGGCGUCGGGGAGGGAGAGGGAGAAGGAGAGGGCGGAUCGGGCGAUGGAGGUUUGGGGGAUGAGGUGCGAGCGGGGGCUGAGGGAGCUGCGGGAGGUGGUGGCGGCGGGCGAGGGGGGGGAGGGGGAGGGGGACGUGGAGGAGGAGGUUUGGAAGGGGUUGGAGGAGGCGAAGGGCGAGUAG
This is a messenger RNA of Diplodia corticola, 1602 nucleotides long. RefSeq lists its product as uncharacterized. Bases 1 to 1602 code for a protein of 533 amino acids. NCBI's taxonomy places the organism in Eukaryota, Fungi, Ascomycota, Dothideomycetes, Botryosphaeriales, Botryosphaeriaceae. The transcript has a single exon. The record is from RefSeq and is a predicted model, not a curated record.